AUGCUCCUUUGGACAUGCUUGCUCGCGUCUUUGUUUAUCGGCUUCUCCACAGCAGCGGACAUUUGUCCCACCCCAACCAUUGCGACUUGCGAUCCGAUGGUUUACGAUUGUUGUGACAACAACUUCUCCAAUGCUCUUAAUUUAACCACUUGUAAUAAUCUACCGGACACUUUUUCGCGAGUCGAAUGUUACCGAACGCAAAUGGAGAGCAUGUUCGGAAAUAGCAUUGACGGAGGACUCAAUGUUUGCGCUGCCUACUCAGACUGGACGCGAUGCUUGGGUGUCUCGCUGUUGUCCUGUGAGAGCAUUAAAUUCCACAUUCAACAAGGUCUCACCUCGGGUCAAGCAAUCAACGUCUACACCGUCUACUCGCAAAUGGCUUUCCUUUGCGGCCCAGGAUUGGACACGUAUGUGAACAACGAUGCUUGUGUUCGAAAUGUUUUUAAUGUCUACAAUGAUCAGCUCGCUCGUUGCCGAGCCACUUUUUCGGCCAACAUCAACAACAAUUGGAACAACCGAUGCCAAGAUUUCCGAGAGUUGCUUGGCUGCUAUCAAAUGCCUUUCCAACAAAUGUGCGGUAAGGAGGUUGGAUGGUUUGGAUGUGAAUACGAACGAUCAGGGAUCACUGCCUGGUUGCCCGAAUGUUCCGAGCAAUGCUUCGCCAACAACAGC
Messenger RNA from Mesorhabditis belari, 672 nucleotides. The record is from the annotation of a GenBank genome assembly. NCBI's taxonomy places the organism in Eukaryota, Metazoa, Nematoda, Chromadorea, Rhabditida, Rhabditidae.